Molecule: messenger RNA, 1162 nt
Organism: Mytilus californianus (California mussel)
Lineage: Eukaryota; Metazoa; Mollusca; Bivalvia; Mytilida; Mytilidae
Exons: 2
Coding region: 74-790 (238 amino acids)
Cellular component (GO): membrane
Source: RefSeq, a predicted model, not a curated record
UUUAAAGUUUCCUAAUCCAAGAUUAAUUUCUACGUCAUAGUGACAAUUACAACGCCAUCUGUUGGACAGGUGAAUGAAUCUCAGCAUGGCAACAAAUUUUAACCAUGACGUGCCAACACUCGACGACAAGGAUGACGGAGGGAAUAUUCAGCCACAUUUGGGAUCAUUUCAGUUUAAAGAACCAACCUCACUUGAACAUAUUAAUCCUGGUUUUGUAAGCGAUGACCAUGACAACAUAGAAUAUAACAAUCAAACUUCUUCAACAUUAAACAACAAAGGACAACGUUCUACUGAUGACGACUCACGGGUAAAUUCAAUAGAACACGGUGAUGGUUCAGACACUACGUCAUAUCCGGUUAUGUACAGUACUGGUGGUCACAGCAGUGUAGUACAAGAACAAGUUGUUAUAAAGAAACUAGACGGGUCAAAAGUCAUACAAACAGAACAAUGUUGCGAUUACACACAAACUUAUAAAAAGAAACAGAAACCGUUACGUAAAGAGCGGAUACUACGAUUGAAAAUUUUAAGUAUUAUUGCUAUAAUUGUAUACUUUCCUCUAGGAAUUCCAGCUGUAUACUUUGCCUUUAAUAUAAAGAAAGAAUUUGAUGCUGGUAUAGUGCGUGGUAAUAUAGACAAGGCACAAAAGUACGCUGGCCGUGCAGAAAAGUUGGUUAUUUUUGCCAUUAUUUUUGCAUUUUUGACAGCUGUGUUGGUAUUUGCUCUAGUUGACAGAUUGAGCGGCAACAAUGAUGGUUAUGUACCAUCACAUCGCAUUUUACCGGGUCGGUAAUACGGGUUUUCUAUUUAAGUUUUUAUCAACAUUUCAACAUUAUUACUACAUAUUUGGUCUGAUAUAGUUCAGUCAGUUGCUCCUAAAAUGAAGGGAUGGGGGUUCAAAAACCAAAAACUAUAAUAAUGUACUGGUUUUUUUUUUCAGAAAAUAACUUAACUUGCAGUUCUUUCAGAAAUAUCUAUGCAUUUGUUAACCCCUUUUAUAUUAUUGUUUUAUCAAAUUUUUAUUCAUGUAUUUUAUUGACAAUCAAUGGUCCUAAAUAUUGUCUGAUUCAUAUUAUUAUCACUUCAUAUAUUUGUAUAUAUUCAAAUGAUAUUUAUCACAAAGUGCCAAUUUAUAAUAGAAUAGAAUUAAUUUAUUAUACUUGUA